Molecule: messenger RNA, 616 nt
Organism: Haliotis rubra (blacklip abalone)
Lineage: Eukaryota; Metazoa; Mollusca; Gastropoda; Lepetellida; Haliotidae
Product: ATP-binding cassette sub-family C member 3-like
Exons: 5
Coding region: 50-616 (188 amino acids)
Source: RefSeq, a predicted model, not a curated record
GCAUUUUAUUUUGGAUACGCUGAUUAACACGGAUUAAGGAAACGUCAUAAUGGCUAACGGUUUCGAAGACUUUUGUGGAGGAACAUUUUGGAACAACACGGAACUCUUACACAACUCCUGGCCAGAGCUGACGCCAUGCUUCCGGUCUACAGUGCUAAUUUGGGUGUCGGUGUUUUUCUUAUGGGUGUCCGCUGUCUUCUAUUUGCCCUACAUAAUCUCCCAGAAGACAAAGACCAGGCUCCCCAUCUCGGUUCUCAACAUUGUCAAAACUUUUAGCAGCGGCAUACUCUGUUUCCUGUCACUCGUCAACAUUCUCCACCUGGUGGCCACCCAGAACAACGGGAACACAGUUUCACAGGCUGAAUAUCUAGGCUUCACUCUGCAGUUUAUCACAUACCUGCUGACGAUCGUUAUCAUGCAGAUAGAUCGACUGAGAGGGGUAUAUACGUCUGGUAUAUUGUUCGUGUUCUGGACACUGGAAGUGAUGACUGCUGUUAUACCAUUUUAUACUUACAUAAUACAAAAGGUUAGUUCCCUUCCCAUGAUGGUUGGCAUUAUGGUUAAAGUGUUUGUCCGAGACAUCGAAUGUGGCAAGUACCUUUCAUCACAAGUCUAA